CCCUUUCCCAUAUAAUGUGGACGAAAUAGAAAUAAUGACAGCGGGUGUGCUGCUUCCUCAGCUGGUGCGCUUUCGGUUUUGAACCAUGUUCGGCGUGAUUCAAGUCUCGAUGCUCGCGUGUGGCCGCUCUCUCGGACAAGCAGGCGUCUCGUGGAAUCGUCCGCCAUGCGUCGCAGCGUCCAGCGUCCGCUUCUGAGCGAAUGAGAGCGUCCGACGGUCCUACGCUCACCAGCUAGACCAUGCUUCAAGUAGGGGAGGGCAACGUCUCUCCGCUGAUCUCAAAGGUCGAGUCCAAGUCGCCGGAGCGGAAGGGACUGACGGCGCCGCCGCUGCUGCGCCGCGAACUGGGACCAAAGGAGCCGGGCCCGCUGCUGAGCCGCUCGUCAAGCCUCGUGCCGCGCGGCUCCGAAUGCAAAAUCGCCGGCUUGUACGACCUGGAGGAGACGCUCGGCAGGGGCCACUUCGCCGUGGUCAAGCUCGCUAGACACGUCUUCACCGGCGAGAAGGUUGCGGUCAAGGUCAUCGACAAGACCAAACUCGACGAGGUCUCCAAGGCGCACCUUUUUCAGGAGGUGCGAUGCAUGAAGCUGGUGCAACAUCCCAACGUGGUUCGUCUGUACGAGGUUAUAGACACGCAGACCAAACUGUACCUGAUCCUCGAGUUGGCUGACGGCGGCGACCUCUACGACUACAUAAUGCGCCACGACGAUGGUCUGGGCGAGGAAAAGGCUCGAAACUACUUCCGACAAAUUGUGCACGCCAUCUCAUACUGCCACAAACUGCACGUGGUGCACCGAGAUCUGAAGCCGGAGAACGUGGUUUUCUUUGAGCAGCUCGGCAUGGUCAAGCUGACCGACUUUGGCUUCAGCAACAAGUUCAAUCCCGGACAGAAACUGGAAACUUCCUGUGGCUCUCUAGCCUACUCGGCGCCUGAAAUUCUCCUUGGUGACUCAUAUGAUGCUCCUGCAGUAGAUGUGUGGUCGUUAGGUGUUAUCCUUUACAUGUUAGUUUGUGGCCACGCGCCUUUUCAAGAGGCAAACGAUAGUGAGACCCUCACCAUGAUUAUGGACUGCAAGUAUAAAAUGCCAUCCUACGUUUCUCAAGGUUGUUGCAAAUUGAUUGCGAGAAUGCUGGUUCGCGAGCCAGAAAAACGAGCCAGCCUGGAGGACCUUGCCAAGGACCCCUGGCUGCAGGUGAGCAGCGAGGUGCAGCCCUCCGAGUACUUGCCACUCAUUUCUAGGGAGCACGUCUCCGAAGAGGACCACAAUUUGAUCAUUCAAAAGAUGGUGUCCGGCAAAAUCGCCACAAAGGAAGAAGUUUUAGAAGCUUUGGAAAAGAACGAGUACAAUCACAUAACAGCCACGUAUUUCUUGCUGGCUGAACGAAAACUUCGAUCUCAGCGCCAGGAGCAAGCCCAGCUAGUGCAGCUUGGGGGCCUGACUCUGGCCGCCAGCCCCAUCCCCUCAAUGCCAAACUCCACGAAUUUGCCGCAAAUUAAUAGUGCCAAACGUGGCUCGCCUCGACCUACCCUCCAUCAAAUCAGUCAAGGAUCUCCUGGCGAUUUGAUUUUGCCGCAGCCGACCUCCGUGAAGUCUGGCGCCUCUGGCUCAAAGAUGCAGCAGCAAUCUAGUCAUGAUAAUUCUUUGCUUCAAGUUCCCAAUGAGAAUGUCAUUCAGGCUCCAACUCAGCCAAGGGGUCGAAAGUGCAGCAUCGUGACAGAGGAGGAGGACGAUGACGACGACACGGACCUGGGCGCAGGGAGCGACUCGUCGCGCAGCGGCUCAGGCCACUCUCUGCUGAACCGCAGAGGCAGCCGCUCGGAAGGCAAGCUUAGCCACAUGGUGCAGGAGCUAAGCACCUUGGAGCGUGCCGAGGUGAGCAAAGGUGCGCCGCGUUUCCGCUACCCGUGUAAGUCGAACGUUGCGGCGGCGUCUAGUGGUGCGGGUGUCAAAUUGAAAACGCUGCCGCCGCCGACGCUGACGUUCAGUGACAUCAGCGAGGAAUCAGUGGAUGAAGCGAAAGUGAGUUCGGCACCGCGGAUGGUGCUGACGCGGCCUGCCAAGCCGCACAAGACGCGAACGGCCAGCUGCUCGUCGUCAGACGCGUCUGACGACGACUCUGAGAACCGGAAGAAGCGAAAAUUCAAGUCGCACCUGCCACCAAGCAGUCGGCGGCGCGACUCAAACGAUGACUCAAGCGACUCUGGGGGCCAGGGCCACUCUGGAGGUGGCUCAGGUGGCGUGCCGCCUGCCGGAGAGGCCGGUCGGCCGACUGAGAGCAGCAAAAACGGCAGCGGAAGUGGCUCGAGCUCAAGCGGCCGUAAGCAUGGUGGUGGUGGCUACCGACGGCGGUGCGGCACGGCCGGUGAAACGCGGCUGCGCGAGAGCCAAUCACUGAACCGGAUCACGGAAGUGCAGGAGAGCUCCGAGAACCUGCUGGCUGCCGCGAAUAACAACAACGCGACGACGGCGGCGGCGGCGGCCGUGUCGCCGCGGACGCGCAGUCGCAGCGGCUUAGGCGCCCGCUUCAUGCUGCUGGUGGGCGGCAGGAAGGCGGCGGCGGCGGCGGCCGCCGCCGCCGCCGGUGAGGACGCCAAGGAGAACAAGCAGGCUGGCUCCUCGGGCACCAAAAUCACCAAAUACUUCCACCUGCACCGCAAACUAUGUCUGCCGCUGUUCAAGCCGGCCGCCGCCAACAACAACAUCAACUCGACCGGCAGCGUCGAGAAUGUAAAUAGCGUUGUGUGGAUUCCGGACAAAACGUAGGAGAUGACGGAUAUUUUUGUAUCAGGGAGGUUCAUUAUUGGGGAUCAAACAAACAACAAAUGUGGUGGUCUCGAUUGGGAGCUUCAAAACUCCGCAUUGGCGUGAGUAGUUUCUUCCAAUCACUAGGAAAGAGCUACUCAAGAGUGUAUUUCCGCUACAAUUUUAGGCUAUUUAUGUAUUUGUGCAGAAUUUUUGAUCCCUGCUCGUGUUGUGUCUGAUCAGAUCAUUUUACCGUAGAUUUCUUCGGAAUCGAUUUUUAGGUUGGGAAUUUAAGACGAUUUUUUUCAUCAUGCGAUUUCAGAGUCAUCAUAGACUGGUUUACAAUAAUUAUAACUCUUUUUCUAGAUAUUUGGUUUCUUGCCAAUAACAAUAUCACAUUUUAAUUGCAAUUAUUUAUGCGUUCCUUAUCAGCUAAAAUGUCAAAUUGAGACGGAUUCACAGGUUUAAAAAGCAACUUUUUCACAAACCCACCACAAAAGAAAAAAUGUGGGAAAAUUUUAAAUGCACCAGCAAUGAAGCAAUCUAAGCGGCUUUUAAUGUGUUUAUCAGGCUUUUCAAAAACAUUUGGACGAUUUUGUGUAAUUAAAGAGGGUUUUGGGUCCCAAAGACUUUGCCUUCUAAGUACAUAAUUUGUGCUCAUUUUGUGUGUAAGUGUAAAAGUAAAUCUUACACAUGCAAUUAUAAUUAUUGAUAUAGUCUUAAAUUUCCAACUUUAAUUAUAUAAAUUCAUGUUGUGUUGGAAAAACACGACCAAUACAUUUGAUGUCGUUUUUAUCUUGAAAAACUUAGUAGCUUGUGAACAAAUCCUUUCAAUUAUUGAAGUACGUUUUUAAUUUGGAUUGUCUAUUUUCAGUCUUGUCAGGAAAAUUAUGGAAUUGUAGGAUCAAACCGAGUACCAAAGGCUUCAAAUAAUACAUUUUAACGAGAAAUGCACUCUAAAGCUGCAGCAAAAAGUGAGGGAUCAAAAGCAAUUUCUUGGUAGCUAACGCCGCGAUCACGUCCCCUCGCUCUCGAGGCCACGAACCACAGAAAAAGACGCCCUGAUCAGUAAGCCAUAGAAAAGUUUUGAUAAAUAGUACUCUUCUAACUGUAGGUUUGAACAAAGCAAGUGGCGAAAAUCCCAGCUUACUGUUUCAGGGUGGAUUUGCACACACAUACACACACUCCCGAUUGAUGGAAUGGUAGCAGUGCACCCACUGUUAUUUUAAACCUGCUGUGAGCUCAACUUCCUGCUGGAGGCAAUAGCUUUUAUUAACUGCCAAGAUUCUUUGAAAUAUCAGACGCUUUUUAUUUGUUGUCUGUUUCGUCUCUUUUAGCGAAAUUAUCUUUACACAAGCACAAGAAUCAUCAACCAAUGUAAAAUCUCGUCCUGGCAGCCUCAAUGUGUCGUAUGAAAUUACACAAAAGACGGGUUUUCAUGAUUUUCGACAGCUGUCAGAUUUUAUUUCUUAUUUGUUUUGUAUAACUGUGCAAUUUCUCAUGUAAUGCCCUCUCUCUAUCUCUAUCUGCUCUACAUAGUUGACUGACUACACAUAAUUAAUUAACUGUAUUGAUGUCAAUCGCUCGAUUUGUCACUCUUGUCCCCUACCACCGCUCGUAUGAGAUCUGUCGUCAAUAAUGAUUAUUAUCAUCAUCUCAUUCGGUGCAAUAAUAUUCAAUCCAAGAACAAUAUAUCAAUAAAAUCGAUGCUUUCGAAACAUUCGCAUUGGAGUGGGUGGACAACACAAUAUGUUUCGGUUUUGAGCUAGUGCAGACGUUUCCCCUUCAAAGGUUGAUGUAACCGGUUUAAUUGAUGCUUUUAAUGAUUUGAACGCUGUUAACUGAAGGUUGAAAACUGUCAAAACAUAACCUGUUCGGUGCCGAUUCACGUAAAAAUUACUUACUAACUAAAUCGCUGAGGAAGAAGGUCACAAAGGUGGAACUUAGGAAGAAAAUUAAAAGACUUACAAAACUCUGUGCUGGCAUAGAGAAAAUACUGUUAUCAAACGCAAUUAAUUACAAAUUAAGAGUAGCAAACUUAAUUUAGGAGUUACGACUGAAUGUGGAUGCAUGUUGAACCUUUAUUACCGCUACACACGCGCAUACACAGUCCAACAGAGUUGAUUGUACAUUUCGUCUGGAAUCUCCCCCUUUUCCUCCACAGUUUGUGAGUCCCAAAAAUCAUUUUCGUGCAAUCGUAUGUUUUUUAUAAAAAAAUAUUUAUUUAGUGCGUUACGACUCGUGGGGAUGCUCAUUGCCAGUCACUUAGAUUGUGUAUUACCUGAUCUUGAGGAGACUUUGUUUAUUUAAUUAUUCAUUACUCCCACUUUAAUGUUAUUUACCUAUUUAUUGUGUAUUAUCUGGUAUGUAAAUUUAAUUGAUAAUUAUUAUGAAACAAUAAACGCUUCAGUGUAUGAAAAAUGGA
Molecule: messenger RNA, 5169 nt
Organism: Cloeon dipterum
Lineage: Eukaryota; Metazoa; Arthropoda; Insecta; Ephemeroptera; Baetidae
Gene: Snrk
Product: SNF related kinase
Exons: 9
Coding region: 240-2765 (841 amino acids)
Biological process (GO): intracellular signal transduction; protein phosphorylation
Cellular component (GO): cytoplasm
Molecular function (GO): protein serine/threonine kinase activity; ATP binding
Source: RefSeq, a predicted model, not a curated record